This is a messenger RNA of Punctularia strigosozonata HHB-11173 SS5, 465 nucleotides long. RefSeq names its product RNA polymerase. The coding region runs from base 1 to 465 and encodes 154 amino acids. NCBI's taxonomy places the organism in Eukaryota, Fungi, Basidiomycota, Agaricomycetes, Corticiales, Punctulariaceae. The transcript has 4 exons. Gene Ontology annotation, molecular function: DNA-directed RNA polymerase activity. Gene Ontology annotation, biological process: DNA-templated transcription. Gene Ontology annotation, cellular component: RNA polymerase II, core complex; RNA polymerase III complex; RNA polymerase I complex. The record is from RefSeq and is a predicted model, not a curated record.
AUGGCAACCACCACUUCACACAUUGUGUUCGACGACAUUUUCACCGUCAACGCCAUCGACAAGGAGGGCAAGAAAUUCGACCGCGUCUCCCGCCUCUACGCGCACUCGAAGAACUACGACAUGGACCUGACUCUGGACUACAACACUGAGCUGUUUCCAUUGAAGAACGAACAGAGUUUCGCGCUCGCCCUGUCCAGCUCGCUUUCGCGAGGGGGCGCGCCGGGCGGAGAUGACGAGGCGGAAGAGAAGAACGUGUGGAGACCGGACGGGAAGGGCCAGCGAGGGCUCGAGGAGGACUACGACUAUGUCAUGUACGGCAAGGUCUACAAAUUCGAUUCGGGCACUUCAGAGAUAUCAACCGCGUAUGCUUCGUUCGGUGGACUGCUCAUGGCCCUCACGGGGUCCUUCAGGCAUAUGGCUAGCAUAGUCCUCGGAGAACCCAUAUACAUCCUCCUUCGCAAGUAA